AUGGCGACUGGGAAAGUGGUGGUGGAGAAAAUCGGAGGAAGAUCGACGGCUACGAGUUGCUUCUCUAAGUAUCCUCUCAAGUUCAUGCUUCCUCGCAAGGUAGCUCCUGCUGGAACUGAUGUUGUCUGGAUUUACAGCAUCACCUAUGGUGGCGGCAUUGUCUCUGGAGAUUCGAUUUCAUGUGAAUUCACCAUCGGUGAUGGAUGCACUGCUGUUAUUACAACACAGUCUUCUACUAAGGUAUACAAGGCAAUAGGAUCAAAGUGUUCUGAACAAACAUUGGAAGCGAGAAUAGGAAGUGAAGCUCUUCUGGUUGUGAUACCAGAUCCAGUGACUUGCUUCUCCACUGCACGCUACUAUCAGAAACAGAUGUUUAGACUGGUUUCAGACUCUAAUCUAGUCCUUGUGGAUUGGAUCACUAGCGGGCGUCACGCAAAUGGUGAAAAAUGGGAUUUCGAUCUUUACAAGAGCAUCAACAAUCUCUACCUGGAAGAUGAUCACCCUUUAUUCCUUGACUCAGUGCUGCUAGAGAAGAGGAGCAUCCAAAGCAUAGCUGAACGGAUGCAAGACUAUCAGGCCAUAGCAAUGGUCAUUCUCUUCGGGCCAAAGCUGAGGGAAAUCCAGAAGCAUGUCCAAGAAAACGUGAAGAAUAUCAUGUCGGAACAAUUACAGAUCUCAUAUGGUUCACGGAGACACGGUUCUGGUUCAAGCUCUCGUAAUAGCUUCAUGAAACCAGAGUUCAUAGCUUCCUGCAGCACUUUCGGCCCAGAGGGAAAAGGAGUUGUGAUUCGUAUAGCUUCAGAUUCCACAGAGUCUGUCUACAAUUUCUUGAGGCAACAAUUGGCUGAGCUGGAACCACUUCUUGGUCAAUCUCCUUAUGCUUGA
Microthlaspi erraticum is the source of this 885-nucleotide messenger RNA. NCBI's taxonomy places the organism in Eukaryota, Viridiplantae, Streptophyta, Magnoliopsida, Brassicales, Brassicaceae. The record is from the annotation of a GenBank genome assembly.